UAUACAAUUUAAGAUGUUUGAAAUUAUUAUCAAUUUAACAGUCGCGAGGUGGAUGUGGUUGUUAYCGUAGUUGGUUUCUAAAUUUAAUGAACAAAGCAGUGAACAAUGCAGAAUGUUUUAUUUAUUGCAUUCAAUAAGUUAUUUGUCGACGAGAAGUCACUACAUUGAGARCACUUGCAGCCAUGUAUGAGUAUGGACCAGCACUGUGUACAAAGCUUGGAAAUUUAGUCAUUUUGGCAUGUCAGACUAGUUUUGAGAGGUAAUCUUCCCUUCUCGCUUGGGACUGAGGAAAUAUAUAUGUUACCUGAAGGAAAAAAAGCCGUGGUCGUGUAUUUGGUCGAGUCAAAGCUUUUGAAAGCUGAAGGGCAUUAAACUCAUUACGAAAUAGCUAUGGUAAAGGACGACUUCCUCUCGGAAGCAAAGCUUCAGCGUCGCUUAGAGAAAGCAGAAAGAAAGAUUUCAUCACUGGAGUCGCUCUUACAACAAUCCAAGCAACGAGAGAAUAAUUAUUACGAUGAAGUUUUGGUAAACCACAAACGUUCAGCUAAAAUAAAACAAGAUUUGCGAUUGGCCAGUAGAAAGAAUUCAAAUUUAUUGGAUUUUAUUCRAGAAGCGGAGAAACGAAACAAAACUUUGAGGAAAGAUUAUCUCGAAACUUGCAAGAGGCUGUGCAUGUCUGAAGCAAGUAAUUUGUGCAUCACAAGAAGAGAACAGUUGCUGGAAAAACAAGUGAGUACGAUGAAUCAAAGUUUGCAAGAAAUUGAACAAGAUCUCAACUCUGCUGUUCAUAAAGUCGAAGGAUUCAAACAAGCCGAGGAGCUGGCGCAAAAGAGAAUGAGAGGUGCUAUGGAAGAAGUGUAYGAGCUGCAAGCCAAGAACGCAGAGCUUGAAGAGACAUUGAAUCUAAUGAAAAGAAAGUGUUCCUGCAGCGGGAAGGGAAAUGAAAUUUGCAAAGAAGAACUAAUGGAAUGYGACCGAGAAAUCGCGCAUUCGACUGAAACACAAUCUGCUAAUCUUAAACGAGAGAAAGACGAGCUUCUCGAGCGUGUUCGAGUUACUGAAAAAGAAUUUUUGGAAAGCGAAAGACUUAACUCUAAACUCACGCAAGAAGUCGCUGAUUUGACCCAUAAAAUGACAGAACAAGAUCAUCAAAUCAGACAAUUCAAACAACUGUUUGAGACCACGCGAAGAAAUUAUCAAAACGAKAUAUCGAAACUGGAGGGGUCUGUUUUCAAAUGGCAGUCAAAAUAUAAACAAUGUUUGUUUGAUUUAGAGAMGAAAGAUAUGGAUAACGAAGGAGARCAAACUGAAAAGACUUACAAAGAGUGCUGGGAGUACGAGCUCCAUCUUCGUGAGUAUCARCGUGACAUCCAGGAGCGUGACACCACGAUAGCAUGUCUACAAAAGAUCAACAAUUCCCAUGAGGAUAAGAUUCGACAGAUUUUGAGUGAAUACAAAAAGAAUGAAGACAUUUUUGAUGACAAACUYCUUGUUUAYGACGGAUCUAGUCCCGAUUUACAUCACCAGUUGCAKUUGCUUCUAAGUUUUUACAAAACACGAAGUGAUAUUGCAAGCKCAGAGCUUGCAAACUGGAAAGAAUUGGCCGUUGAAGCACGGUUGUGUCGUGAGAAGGAAACUUCAUUGUUUGAGUCUCAGCUGUCCCUUAUCUCUAAAGAAUAUUAUGCAAAAUACGAGAACUGUAGAACAUCAUUUGUGAAAGAGAAAUCAAGACGUCUUGCGCUCGAAGGUCAAACUCAGAGGCUAUCGAGUGAGCUUGAGGAAUGUCAAAAACAGUUUCACUUGUGUAGAAAACAGCUCGAGGUGUUGAGAGAGCUUCACGAUUCAUUGAUUAACGAAUGCAAUAAAACUACAAGCAUUACUACCGUCACGCAACAAAACAAAAAACACGAAACAGCCUGUUGUGAACCAGUGGCUCUAAAAAUGGCUGACGAGGGUGACAAUUAUGACUCCUCAACGGGUCAUCAACAGCAAGUUGAAGAUACCGAAAUUCAAAUGAAACACGAGAACACAGACUGUGAGCGUGACAGCCUGAACAUUGUUGAAAUAUCUGACCCAAUAGAAGACGCGCUGGACGGGACAACAGCCAACGAGCACUCGAAACCUGUUGUUGCUCGCUUAGAAAUGGAGGGAGAAAAUAGUACCACCCUGAACGGAUCCACAGUUACUGACAGCAGGGAAGAUGAGAGCAACCAAUCACUAAGUGUAGAGGUUCAAAAUCUUCGCUCAAAGAACAAAGAACUGCAGGUUCUCUGCGAUUCACUGAUGGAGGGACGAAACGAGAAAGCGACAGGAGGAGAGAUCAAUUCCGGUCAGCAGUACUGCGAAUCGGCAACCAAGUGCGAAACCUAUGUUAACGAGAUUCAAAAGCUUAGGCAAGAGCUCGAAGAAGCGUCUCUAAGAUAUUCAACUCUAGAAAAAGCUAACUCGGACUUGAAAGCUGAGAAUCAAAGGCUAGAAACACUCGUGCAAGAACUUCAAACACGCAACGCUGUAUUGGAAUCUCAAAAUAAACUCGUUGAUUCGAAAGCAAACAUGGCGAGCGUGGUAAAGUCACCYGAAGUCGACGAAGCGGGAAAUGAUGCUGGUAAAGAUGUGGAAGAUGCUUUAAAUGAGAGCUUUGCUGCACAGGACUUGGCAGACGGUUCAUCUGRUGUCCAACCGCCAGCAGGAAUUAAUGGMAGUAUAAUUAAAGAAGAGCCUGCUCAAACCAAAGAUGAAACGAUCCAGGAAGAACCGUCCACCAUCRCAACAGAUAAGGCACCGUUACCACAAUCCUCGCUUCCUCGUCAUAAACURCCUUCUGCGGCUAGCACAGCGCCUAUACCUUUUGGUAAGCGACAUUCCCAUGCCGGGAUGACACACCGCACAAGGCCUAGAACUGGUUCUACCGAAAUCGAACGUCGUGCUUCGGUAGGAUCUGACGUGAGCGAUACGCAUGUUGACGAGGAAGGUAAACCAAAGCAACCGCCGGUUAAAAAGUACAGCACUUCGCAUCUUGAUGCUUUUAAACCGAAACCGUUCAUGAAAAAGCAAGCAAGUUUAUCGGAUGAUAUUCACUUGUACUCUCGUCAAAGGGUUAGUUCGAAAUCAGGGUCCACAGGAAGUGCUAGCGACACGGAGUCCACUCAAGAAAAUCAGCAAGAACCUUUACAAAGCCCUGUGGAAUCAGRUCCGUCUACUCCAACCGAAACCCCGACAGAUCCUUCGCCAAAACAACCUCCUGCACCGCAUCCAAAACCGCGCAAAACACACGCUGAACCAAGUCCCAAGCCAGCUUUUCAAUCAGGUUUUUCUUAUAAAGAUUACAUGAGCGGAAUUCAUCCCACUGAAGGUUCAGAGACUGCAACUAGUUCUGAACAACCUGCAGAGGAAACUAACGCUGGCGAGUUAGUUUAAAGUAAAAUAUCCAACACACACCGAUGGAAUGUUURAAAUCACCAGUAUGCUAAUGUUGAUGAUUAACUUUUAUAUGUAUUUGGGUCUUUGAAUUCACUCUUUACAAUGGAUUAGUAUUGUACAUGUGUGUUGUUUACACAAGAAUUGGCCGUAUGAUAACUUUCUAAUGUGUGCAAGGUUAUGGAAGGAUACGUUCACUUUUGGGUUCAAAACAACGCCAUUAUCGUCAUAAACAUUUUUAAUUAUCAAAGUAAGACUCCUGCUUAGAGUAAUUAAGGCAGUACUCAGCUAGAAAAUGCAAUAACUAAACCAUUAGCAUGGAAAACUACCGAGGAAAUUACGCUGGAAGCGAACUGAAUCUCCAMAAUGCCUAGUUGUUGUGUAUCAAUUAAUCGAGUUUUAGAGGAAAAAUUCAGCAAUUUAUUCUCUUCUUUGCUGUGAAUUAAAAACAAUGAGCGUUAAUGAGGUUUACCAGCUGAACAAAAAUCUGAAUGAAAGCUCAAGUUGAGCUGAUGAAGGUUAUUCAAGAGUAACAUUUCUUCGUAAUGAACCAACGUUGUUCUAUUGUUUUCAUAAUAUCAAGGAAAUGCCGCCUUCACACAGAUUAAUUCUAUAUUCAGUUUCACUUGGAAUUCUCUCACUUAUCUUUCUUAUUAUUCUAAUAUUAUUCUAAUAUAAAUGCUUUAAAAUCUCUUUUACAAGGCAAAUUAUAAUUCAUGUAGGGUGUUCAAAAUAUAGGAUAAUUUUUACGUAGAUUUGCCUGGGUAACCAACGUUUUGAUUCCAAACGGAUGUACCUAGACUAUACUGCCUAUGAAGGUAUUGAUAAACAAGUGAACAUUUUUAUGACAAAAAAAUCAGUAAUAACAUUUUCACUCAUUUUUCUGCAGAGCUAUAGAUUGUAAUUAAAAUAAAUUAAUUAGUGUUCGUCUCUCAACACAUGGAUUAUUGAAAUCCAAAGUUUCAGUGGUCAACCACAAUCAUACAGACUGGUUUUAAAGGUCAUGCUUUUUAAGUAUUUUGUUUAUACACAGUUAGUAAUAUUUCCAGUUAAACCAGCUUAAUAUAUAGAGAAUACYUACUAUAAUUUUUGAUGUAAAAUGGCAUUAUUAUUCUUUCACACAAAAAAACAUUAAAUUUGCAAAUAUAUUCUGCUUUCUACUCGUUA
This is a messenger RNA of Exaiptasia diaphana, 4584 nucleotides long. RefSeq names its product cingulin. The transcript has a single exon. The record is from RefSeq and is a predicted model, not a curated record. NCBI's taxonomy places the organism in Eukaryota, Metazoa, Cnidaria, Anthozoa, Actiniaria, Aiptasiidae. The coding region runs from base 391 to 3417 and encodes 1008 amino acids.